Messenger RNA from Argentina anserina (silverweed cinquefoil), 717 nucleotides. RefSeq lists its product as uncharacterized. The record is from RefSeq and is a predicted model, not a curated record. NCBI's taxonomy places the organism in Eukaryota, Viridiplantae, Streptophyta, Magnoliopsida, Rosales, Rosaceae. Bases 168 to 641 code for a protein of 157 amino acids. The transcript is spliced from 4 exons.
UUCAUCCGAGCUCCGUCGCCGGCCGGAGAUGACGGUCCUUCUCAACCGUCCACUCCCUUCCUUCCCUACUUUCCAACACCGACGCAUUUUCAAUUCCAGACCGUCCGUGAAAACAAGCGUCUCUUGCUCCAACUCCAAACACUCCUUCAAGAGACUGCACAAGCGUAAUGAUAGUCCCGACUGGAGUCGGAGACGCCAUUGGUGGAUACGCCGGCGACGCCUUUCCGGUGGCGCGCGCUCUAUCCUCCGUCGUCGAUUGCCUCAUCACUCGUCCUAAUGUGCUGAAUGCAGCAAUGCUUUAUUGGCCAAUGCUGCAUGCUUUGUAUGUCGAAGGCCUAUGGGCUCUCAAGCCUGUUUACCAGAACAAGGUAGGGCUGAUUCUUGAUUGCGGAAUCGAAGAGGAGCUUCGUGUUCGUCAUUUGCAAGUAGCUGAUGCUGCCAGGGCUUCCCUUGGGUUGCCUGUGGUGGAGUAUGUUGUAACUGACACUCCUUUGCAGGUAUUGGUUUUGGCAGUUAUCUUGUUAUCAAAACUCAUCAGUUUAUAUCACAGUGUGUGUUGUCUAAGUUGCAAAGUUCUGGUGUUUGCUUUGUUUCAUUUUUCUUCUAUGCCGCCAAGCCUGUGUUUUUAUGUCAGUAUAUAGUGUCUUGAGUGUUGAUAUAGUGUGGUUCUACUUGGUUACGUGAAUUGGAGUUCUGAACUUUCCUCCUUUAUUGACU